Chaetomium fimeti is the source of this 903-nucleotide messenger RNA. Its product is annotated as Clr5 domain-containing protein. NCBI's taxonomy places the organism in Eukaryota, Fungi, Ascomycota, Sordariomycetes, Sordariales, Chaetomiaceae. The transcript is spliced from 2 exons. The annotation marks the transcript as partial. The record is from RefSeq and is a predicted model, not a curated record.
AUGGCUCUGCAAUCCGAAGCUUCUGCUGCUGCUAGCAGUCCAACGUUGAAGGAGCUCGUUGAAUCCCUGAGAGCUCAGGCUUCAAGGACGCCGGACACAUCACACGUUCAACCCGACCAUAGUCAGGACGCUGUGUCAGCCGUCGAGCGCCCGUCAGAACGGCCAAUGGUCCCAACAAGCAGAACUGACUGGGAAUCCAAAAAGAAAACCAUACAGGAACUCUAUAUGGAUCAAAACAUGGUCCUUAACGACGUCAUCGACAUCAUGAUUACCAAGUAUCGGUUCAAAGCCACCGCGAGGAUGUACAAAGGGCAGUUCGCAAAAUGGAAAUGGACAAAGUACAACAAGUCUGGCAAACCCGGAUCAAUAAAAACAACAAGGUCAAGAGUUGUGAAGAGAAAGACCACGACUGCUCGAAAGCCCGCGGCCCGAGCUGAUGGGAUGUGGGAACUGAUGCCCACACAAGCACAGCAUCUGGUGUCGCUUUCACAACAUGCCCACCUCCAGUAUCUCACCGACGAGGAUUGUCGAGUGGAAACCACUCUCAGCGCCUAUGCCGCCCUGAUAUCUCACUGGUCCGAGCUGGAAACCCCGUGGAGGACCGACUCGGACCAGAAACCCAACUUCUCUGAGCUCUUCCAACCCCGGGGCUAUUCCAUCCUCCAACACGUCCGAUCCGCAUAUGACUUCUUCCAGGCCGGCCAGCCACAGCAAGGCGGCGACAUGCUCCGCCGCGCUUUCCUCGGCAUCGAGUCCGCCGUCGAGAACGGGAUCGACAUGGAGGCCCUCUGGGACUGCUGCCUCGCGGUGCCACACCUGGUGCUAGUCACGGGCUGGACCGACAUGCUCGCCAUCUUCGCCCGCUACCUCCACCAAUACACAACCAUCAAGCUACAAUCCCAC